CUGCGGCCCGCCAGCCCCAGCCGGCGCGCGCUCCAGCUGGCGCUGCAGCCGGGCGAGGAGGAGGCGGACGUGACAGUGACAGACGCUGAUGGAGUCUGUGUGUUUAAAUGCUUGGUUAACAGAGACACAGAAUACUGUCGUGUGGGCAAAGAGUCCGUCCUAAUUACACUGGGGUACAACAGUGCCUUACUCCAAUUCAAGUCACAUUCUGAAUACAGCACAUUUUCAAAUGCACUGAAGAGGUGCCGGAAUCACAAGAAGGAACACUCUGUUUUCAAUCAGCGAACAGAAGAGGCCUCUGCUGCACAGUAUUUUCAGUUUUAUGGCUGUCUAUCUCAACAACAGAAUAUGAUGCAGGAUUUUGUGAGGACGGCCACAUAUCACAGAGCUAUACUACAGAACCACAUAGAUUUUAAAGACAAGGUGGUCCUAGACGUUGGCUGUGGAUCAGGAAUCCUUUCGUUUUUUGCAGUUCAGGCUGGAGCUAGAAAAGUCUAUGCAGUUGAAGCCAGCUCAGUGGUAAAAUAUGCUGAGAUACUCGUGAGAAGUAACAACCUUGCUGAUAAGAUCAUAGUUUUAUCAGGUAAAAUUGAAGAAAUCUCCUUACCAGAGAAUGUAGAUGUGGUUAUUUCUGAACCAAUGGGCUACAUGCUGUUCAAUGAGAGGAUGCUGGAAAGUUACCUCCAUUCCAAAAAAUGGUUGAAGUCAAACGGAAUGAUGUUUCCAACAUUUAGUGACAUUCAUUUGGCUCCUUUUUCUGAUGAGCAGCUCUACAUGGAACACUACUCCAGAGCCAAUUUUUGGUACCAGCAGUGUUUUUAUGGGGUCAAUCUGUCCAGUCUUCGCAGUGCAGCAGUGGAUGAGUACUUCCGACAACCUAUCGUAGACACUUUCGACAUCAGAAUUUUGAUGGCUCGGACAGUGAAGUACACGGUUAACUUUACAGAAGCUGAAGAGGAAGAUUUGCAUAGAGUGGAAAUCCCCUUCGUUUUCCAGAUGAUGCAGUCUGGGCUAAUCCAUGGUCUGGCUUUUUGGUUUGACGUCGCAUUUGUAGGAUCGCUGGUAACUGUUUGGUUAUCAACUGCUCCGACGGAACCUUUAACUCAUUGGUAUCAAGUACGCUGCCUCCUUCAGACUCCCCUCUUUGCCAAAGAAGGAGAAACUCUCUCAGGGAAAGUCCUGUUUGUAGCGAAUAAACGACAGAGUUACGACAUUCAGAUUGUGGCUGUUGUGGACCAGACAGGCUUUAAAUCUGGUAACAUCCUUGAUUUAAAGAAUCCGUUUUUUAGGUAUGCCUAGAAUAUAUUGUUAUAUGGCAAAUGAAAAACAGAAACAAGAAUCUCAUCAAGUCAACAAACCUAUGAGAGUGAAAAGCAAGUCAGGCUUGCUGGUCCUUGUGCAAAAUCAGAUUGUAACUGUACAUAUCUGUAAUACAAAAUUUUAUGCAAGCGGUGUGAUAUGGGAAUGUUGCAGUUCCAUCCAUUUUUUAAAACUGAAAUUUAGCUAGGGAUCACAUUUGCAUCACAACACAUUACUUUGUUCUGAAAUGCUUUGUUGAUGUGCAUACAAUUUGGUUGGUUUUUGUUUGGGUUUUCUGCAAAAUUGACAUUCGUUGCUUUUUAAAGAAAAAAAUUAACAAAACAAACCUACCUCAUGUUUAUAUAUGUGAUGCAUUGAAGAAUCUUAAAAACAGAACUCAGUAUUCAUAUUUAAGUUUUUUUGAGUUUCCUGCACAAGUUUCUUGAUGGUUUCAAUAUGUUUAGAGCUGGUAUGGACUCAUUAAUUCUGUUCUUUCUGAAACGUGGAAACAAAAUGAUCCUUUGCAUAUACCUUAUAAAUAUUCUGUGAUUACUCUGUGGAUAUAAAAGUGAAACACUACACAAUUGUAAAUUACUGCAAACACAGUUUACAAUAAAAAUUAAAUAUGGGCUAUAAGUGAGGCUUUUACUGUUUCUGUAGCUCACAGAAACUUGUGAUUGUCCAGUACUUCUAGGAACUUGUUUUAUUUCUUGCACAGCAGGUCAAGAGAGAAACUUGUAGCCAUACUUCAGUUUCUAAUGUGGUCUCUCUCCAGACAACCUGACUCCACGAGGAUAACUGGAGCAAUAAAUGACUGUACAAUGUGUUUAAAUAUAGAUUUCAAACUGGAUACUCUCAAAUGGCUGAAUUAACAAAUUGGCAUCUAUACUCACCAAGUCCUGAAUGGAAAUAAAGUAAUGAAAAGGAACAUCUAAUUUUACCAUUUUAUUUCAGAAGCUAAUCAUAGACAAUACACCUGAUGCUAUAGGAAUAACAGAAACAUGAUGAAAUACUAGGCAUGACUGGAGCACAGGUAUUGAA
This is a messenger RNA of Pelodiscus sinensis (Chinese soft-shelled turtle), 2340 nucleotides long. RefSeq names its product histone-arginine methyltransferase CARM1-like. Gene Ontology annotation, molecular function: histone H3R2 methyltransferase activity. The record is from RefSeq and is a predicted model, not a curated record. Gene Ontology annotation, biological process: peptidyl-arginine methylation, to asymmetrical-dimethyl arginine; chromatin remodeling. Lineage: Eukaryota; Metazoa; Chordata; Testudines; Trionychidae.